AACUUUUCGACAGCAACGGAUCAGGUCAAUUUUUACACCAAUCACUGAUCCAGCAGCGUAAGAACCAACAAAUAUUCAGGAUGAAAACACUUUUCAUCUUUGCCGUCACCAUUGCGGUGAUUCUGGCAUUAUCCUCUCCCGCUCAUGCCUUUGGUGCGGGGAAUGUUCCUUCGUAUGGGUAUCUCGAAGGCAAGGCUUUCCGUCAUGGUGAUUUGGAGGAUACGUUGAAGGAACUCGUCAUGAAAUACAGUUCCGGACUCUUCGGUCUCGGUAUCGGUGGUAACUCCAAGUUCUCUGGUCUCAAUGUCAAAAGAGUCUACUUCGGAAACUGGCUCAGGGAUUACUCCCAGGCUGUUGAUGUUGGAACGUUGUCAAAGGGGUUGAAUACAGCGGUCAUCAAGACUCUAGUGUGGGUUAUGGCGUUUAUGAGUUUUGGGUACGCGACGGCGGAGUUUGAGGUCACGGAGGAGCGUCUUGGUGUUUAUAGGCCUGAGGAGCAUAUCGACAACCCUCGGGACUAUGCUGACAAUGAAGAUGCCCGCCGCUACGAUCAGAGACUUCGUGGGCCUGUUAACCCGCAGGAGCUGGAGGUUGAUCCCCGUACCGGCAUGAAGAAUUAUAUUGCGAACGAGCAGGGUGGGUGGGCGACUUCGACAAUGUGUAUUCGGAAUGCAUUGUUGCGAUCUAUUGAUCUUGGACGUCGGUCUGGUGGGAAGGAUACUGCUGAGUUCUGGGAGGCAUUGAGGUUGCUUGGGCAGGCGUUGCACACCCUUGAGGACUUUUCCGCUCACUCGAACUAUUGUGAGUUGGUCCUCCGUGAGAUGGGAUUCGAGGUCUUUGCGCACUGUGGUGACACGACGAUGAUCCCGAGUAACAACUCCCGCUCCGGACGUGUGUUCCCGUUGGUUACUGGUACGUUCGGUGGUAUGGAUUUCGUGCACUCCCUUUUGGGUGAGGCUGCGGAUCAUAUUUCUCAGACUCAGAUCUCGGAUUUGCAGGAUUCUAUGACGAAGGCUCGUCAAGCUCCGAAUGGAGGUGAUACGGCGCUGAGGUCGCUUCUUGGACAGAUUCCGGGACAGAACUUGACGAAAGAUCUGGAUGAUAUUGAGGCGCAGACUCGGGGCCCUACUGCUGGGGGACAGUAUGGUGGGGUUGGGAAUGCUGCGAAUAACAUUGAGGACAUCCUUCAGAAGAUUUAUCCGGUUUUUGCGUUCCGUGAUAAGGUGAUGAAGGUUCUCUCCAACACCAUCGAAAAGAUUCCUGGCUUGGACAGUCUUGUCGAGUCCAUCUCCGAGGGCCUGGCUGUCUUUGUCCUCAGCACUAUCGAGCCCUUCAUUAAGCCGCUUGUUCAGCAGGUUAUGACGCAGAUCAAUGCUGGGACAGAGAUGGUCACGAACAAUGACGCGCAGUUCAAGCCGUGGACUGAUGCGUACUGCUCUGACCCUACUCACUCUAUGUUGUCGAAGGAUCACUUCUCUACGUACCUCAAUGAGCCCGCUGGUCGCAUCGCUGUUCAAGUUGUCACCUAUACCGUCGAGCGCAUCACUAAGGCUUGGAGUGAUACCUCCAUUGAUGCGUACAGGACCGUUGAGGAUAUCUUGCAGGUAUUCCACCACCCUGGUGUUGGUCAAGUGCGCGGUAUUGAAAUCCGUGAGAAGAUGUUCAGUGUGGUUCAACAAUGGGUCAGCGCUCUCGGAAACGACAAAUCUGUCGUUAUGGAAGGGUUGAGCAAGGAGGGUGUCAGGGCUGGCCGUAACCACGACAACAAGAGGAAGAGCGCAGCGUUCAGAGGUGCUCCUGGCGGUGUUGGUGGUGGUCAGGCUCAGCACGUUCACGGUUACAACGAUGGGUG
Molecule: messenger RNA, 1852 nt
Organism: Saitoella complicata NRRL Y-17804
Lineage: Eukaryota; Fungi; Ascomycota; Saitoellomycetes; Saitoellales; Saitoellaceae
Product: heterokaryon incompatibility Het-C
Exons: 1
Source: RefSeq, a predicted model, not a curated record